Molecule: messenger RNA, 840 nt
Organism: Endocarpon pusillum Z07020
Lineage: Eukaryota; Fungi; Ascomycota; Eurotiomycetes; Verrucariales; Verrucariaceae
Exons: 2
Coding region: 1-840 (279 amino acids)
Source: RefSeq, a predicted model, not a curated record
AUGCCCAACACCCCGUUCAAUCAAGCUCAGCAAGAGGGCAUCAUUGCCGCACUGUUCCGAAGAGAGGAUAACAAGUCAAUCAUCGAGAACCAUCAUGUCUCUGAGAGGCAGCUUCGCAGAAUCACGCACAAUCUCAAGACUCAUGGCACGUUUCAUGCUCCUUCUACGAAAAAGAUGGGAAGACCAACGUGCCUGAAUAAGGAAGUGGAAGAGGAUCUUAGACAAUAUGUUGCAGCGCAGCCCCUUGCACUGCUUGUCGAUAUGCAGAAGUAUGUACAGGAGAAGUACAACAUCAAGUGCAGUCGCGCUUCAUUGUCUCGCAGAAUCAGGGAAAUGGGCUAUACGAGGGGAAUCAUUCGACGCGGCUUCCGCUCCGAGGAUCAACAAGUGCCUCAGAUCUCGCCAGCAGAUAUGCUACGGAUUAUGGGAGAUCCAUCACCAGACGAUGAUAUGAUGAAUUUGCCCCCAAACGCGAAGAGAGCGAGAUACGCAUGGUUAUUGGAUGGAGAGAAACCAGCCAAGAAGGUGAAGAAGCCCAAGAAGAAGGAUACAGACACCGACGCAGCUCAAGAAGAUGCCGAAGCAGUUGGACCGGUAGAUCCAGCACUUGAGCAGAGCCAGCCGGCACAGCAGCCUCAGCAGCCUCAAGGGCAGUCGCAGAACCAUGCUCAGCCAUUGCAGUCUAAUGGCUACACCCCAAUGUACAUCUCGCCCUUUCGCCAGGUGACAGCGAGUGGAGGGCUGGUCAUCUCACCUCAUCCCUUGGACUCGAACCGAAACAUCGGACAGUCCUUGUCCCCAGCAGGCUCCAUGUCAGUAAGCAUGCCUUCCCAUGUCUAA